AUGGCCGAGCAAGCACAACCAGCCGCCAGCGGCAAGCCGUCGACACCGCCCCUCAUCCACAACGCCGCCAUCGCGGGCGCCGUCAUCUCACCCAUCAUCAUGCUGCUGCCACCGCGGCGCGUGGACUGGCGGUUCUUCCUGCUGACGACGACCUUUUCCAUGUCGACGUCCCAGCUGGCCUACGACUGGACGGGCCAGUCCAUCUACGAUCGCGUAGGCAAGCGCUUCGAGCGGCUGACGACGAACGAGCUGCCGCCGGCGGCGCAGGAGACACAGAGGCGGCUGCGCGAAGAGAAGAUGCGGCGCGAGGGGCUCACGGAGCAGGGCUUGCGGCAGCAGGAGCUGGCGAAGCGGAACGCGCUGCAGAAGCUGUGGUACGGCAACGAGACGGAGGAGUCCUGGAACAAGAAGCGAGCCGAGGAGCACCAGACGGCACUUGAAGAGGGACAGGGGCUCAGCGGCAUUAUCAUGGGCCAGAUCAGCGAGGUCAUCUCGGGCAAGAGCGACGAUACGAAGAAGGAUGACGAGGGUAAGAAGGCGUAA
This is a messenger RNA of Verticillium alfalfae VaMs.102, 543 nucleotides long. RefSeq lists its product as hypothetical. Lineage: Eukaryota; Fungi; Ascomycota; Sordariomycetes; Glomerellales; Plectosphaerellaceae. The record is from RefSeq and is a predicted model, not a curated record. The coding region runs from base 1 to 543 and encodes 180 amino acids. The transcript has a single exon.